Molecule: messenger RNA, 3435 nt
Organism: Daldinia caldariorum
Lineage: Eukaryota; Fungi; Ascomycota; Sordariomycetes; Xylariales; Hypoxylaceae
Exons: 6
Coding region: 1-3435 (1144 amino acids)
Molecular function (GO): protein binding
Source: RefSeq, a predicted model, not a curated record
AUGGAAGCCCAUCCAGCUAAAUCGGUGCAGUAUCAAGAGGACGAAGUGCGAGAGAAGUUGUUCCUGAUGAUACUAAGAUUUCUUGCAGACAUAGAUGUGUUUAGCCGUCCAACGUCCCCUAGUAUAUUCAUCGUCUACGCACAUGAAAAUUCUUCUGUGGAUGCAAAGGCCAAUGCCGGGAGCGUUCAAAGUCUUAUUCAAUACUUUGGUGUUCUUAGAGCCCAAUGUCUUUCAGACAAACGCCUAAUACCUCCGUUUGGCACGCGAGAGGAUGACCGUGCUGCUGCAGAAGACAUUCUUGAAAAUCAAUUUUGUUUGCUCCCAGCUCCCUUCGAUUCUACCCGGACCAACACUAUUGAUAGUGUCGACAAAGUGGUGGUUUGUUGUUCUGCCUUACUUAAACGAUACUAUGAUGAUCCUUUUACGCUAUCAUAUAUGAAUGCCAUCGUGGCAGCAUACACCGAGGAAGAAGCUAGGUUCUCCAGUAGAGAGGUACUCAGGGAUCAAAUCAAAGAUGUCGCGAAGAACAAUCGCUCAUAUGGUUCUUUUCAUCAUGUACUUACUGAACUUGCCUUUCUCAGGCUAAGAGGCACCCGGAGUCCUGACAAAAUUCACGACAUUAUCCCUGUCGCGCUUGAUCAAGAAACCAUCGCUGACCUACCACGCCUACCAUACCUACCGUUCCUCGACGACUGCAAGUUAUUCUCCAAGCUAGAAUCGUCUAAGAAGGCCGACUUACAUCAUCUAUUUUUCAAGCUGCUUCGACGAAUCUACUUAAAGACAAGUGGGCUUAUUCACAAAUUUGAAGACGCCUAUAAAACAGCCGUGAAACGACUGUGUAAAGAAGCCCCAAUAAUGAAUAAUCUAGCACAGGAAAGAGUAAGAGCAAUUGGCCAUGAUGAAAUCUACAAGGCGGCAGUUGACCUAAUGGGGGAUAACGGUGCUGCUUUCCGACGUACAAUGCAGAACGAUCAAAUCCAAAGUAUCCUGUCCGGCUUAGCGGAGAUAUUAGCAACUCAACGGAAUGAACAAGAAAUCCUCUCUAAACUCUCCAGCGUGGCAUACCAGGAUUGCAAGAACAGAAACCCAGAGCGGAUAAAGGGCACAUCCAGGAUGCGGGAAAUCAGUUCUAGCAAGGCAUUUAGUGGACAACGUUCUUCCAAGUACAAGUACAAGAAUCCUGUUCUCCUUACUAACGAGAUCAUUCGCAAAUUUUCCAAUGACGAACAGCUUUUCUCUUCCUUUACAGGCCUUUGGAACAUCCUUACAAAUGCUGCAUGCAGCAAAAAUGCCGGAGAGGUCAUUUGCAUCGUGGAUGCCUUGGAUGAAUGCAGUGAAAAUCGCCGUCUAAUUAAAGCCUUGGAAAGUUUCUAUGAGACAGGAUCUAGCGAAUCCUGCUUAAAAUUCCUCUUAACCAGUCGACCGUAUGUUCAUAUUCAACGCGGAUUCCAGCUCCUUGAAAACCGAUACCCUACAAUCCAUUUGAAUGGGCAGGACCAGAAGGAAGUCGAUAAGAUCUCAAAGGAGAUUGAUAUUUUCAUCAGAGCAAAAGUAGAGGACAUCAGCCGACGCUGCGGACUCCUCAAAGAAGAAAAACUAGUUCUCUUUAAAGAACUUGCUCACGUCACCAACCGAACAUAUUUGUGGGUUUAUCUUGUAUUCGAAGUUAUAUAUAAUAUCGACGAAAUUACGAAACAACGCUUACGGGAAAUGGUUCGCCAACUUCCUCGAACGGUUGAGGAAACAUACGAAAAGAUUCUAAAUAAGAGUACAAAUCCUGAGAAAGCCAGGAGGCUUCUCCAUAUUGUCAUUGCGGCAGAGACCCCGUUUUCAUUGGAGCAAAUGGCAACAGCGCUUGCAAUUAAAGAAGAGUACUUGUUCUACAGCGAAGUCGAGGUUCAGCCGGAGAAUCGCUUUCGCGAUACAGUCAGAGGCUUUUGCGGGCUUUUCGUUACUAUCGUCGAUUCUAAAAUCUACCUCUUGCACCAAACCGCCAGGGAGUUUUUGGUUUCUAAACAACCAAUUCCCCCUUCCGUUAAGAUGGGAUGGAAAAAUUCAUUUUAUAUUCCGGAAUCGCACCGCAUACUGGCAGAGAUAUGUACCACUUAUCUAAACCUCAGUUCUCUAAAUUCUCUCUGCUCGGACUUUGCGACUUAUGCCAAAUUUCGAUGGCCGCAUCAUUUCCGGGAGGCUUCUCUCCACAAUACGGUAAAGAUGAUAUUCCGUGCAAGGUCCCUUUGUGAGAUGAGUAGGUCAAAGUCUAAAUUAUGGUUCUACCAUAAAUGGAAGUCAACGAUUCGGUAUUUGUACCCAUCGAAAAGGGCCCGCGUUGAGGAUUUCUCUCCUUUGAUGGUUGCAUCACUGUAUGGUCUGGACCAAGUUGUUCAUAUACUAUUAGAAGAGGAUAAGUUGGAUGUGGACGUUAUAGACAAAAGGUUUGGCCGGUCUGCUCUUUCGUGGGCUUGCGAGAUGGGACACGAGAAAGUUGUGGAAACGCUCCUUGACUUCAAGAUGAAGAAAGAUGGUCCUCGGUUUAAGCCGGAAGAUCAAGUGAUCCAACUACUAUUUUUGUCGGCAGUGUUUCAAGAUUUCGAACAAGUGGUACGACGUUUACUCGAAGCCGGGGUCAAAGUCGAUAGGCAACCCGAGCUGCCAUUUUCAGACGCACUGAUUAACUCCUGGGAUCGAAAUGUCCGCACGUCACUAGACACGCCGCCAUUGAUAAUAGCAAUAUAUAACAACAAUGCCCGUUUAGUACGGCUACUGGUUGACAUAGGAGCCGACGUCGAUGCAUGCAAUAAGGAUGGAGAUACAGCUCUAAUACAGGCAGCAUAUCACGAUAACGGAGAACUAGUGCAAUGCCUACUUGAAAAAGGAGCUAACAUGGACGUGUGCGACAGCGAUGGAAGAACAGUUUUAAUGCAUGCAGCAAAAAGAGGUUACGACAACAUAGUCCAGCAGCUCCUUAAAAAGGGACCUGAUAUCAACGUGUGCGACGAUUUCGGAGAAACAGCUUUGAUAUAUGCAGCAAAAAGAGGCCACGAAAACAUAGUCCAUCAGCUCCUUAAAAAAGGACCUGAUAUCGACGCCAACCUAACAAUCCGCAUCGUCCUGAUAGUCCUCUCAUCCCUUCCUAUGAUUGUCGACAACGCGGGCGAAUCCAGGCGUUGUGGGUAUGGGAAGCUCCUGACCUCCGAGGCGUCCCGGCUGCGGAAGAUUAUAUCCUGCAGCAUCCCGAUGCCGACGAGAAACCAGGGUAUGCUCUCCGAGGCCCGAUAUACUACUGCCUCGUGGGCUGGCAGGUCCACGGUGCAGCGAGAUGUAAGGACGUCCGGCGGAGUCUCCGGCCCGCGGAUCCGACGCCCGGGGGGCCGCGAGAUGUACCGGGUCCGAGCAGUACCCUCCCUCGGAUUGCCGACGGAAAGAACAUCAUGA